AUGGACCGUGACGCAUCACCGCGCCAACUGUUUGAGACCCUCAGGGCGCGCCUCGGUAGCCUGUCAGAGGCCCUGUUCGAUAAGGCACCAUGCACGCGCCGGAGCGCCUCCCGCCCCGCCACAAACAGCUUCCGUGGCUCUGGUCCCGACCUUCUGAUUCUCUGCCGGGGCCUCGGUGCCGUGGAUAGGGUCCUUCGUCGUUUUGAGCAGAGUUGGCAUCGCUUGACCGUCGAGGAUCGACUGGCCAUCUGGAACGAGUGGGACAUCAGGCUUGAGCGGCUGCACGGAGAUGUCAGGGACCGGUGCGGGCUGUGUCUGGUUGCGCCGGGGUUCGGGGCCCCGGCAGCCGCCACGUUGUACGACUGCGCCGUGUGUAGCAACAGGGUGGCGUCCUUUGCGGAGGAGAUGGAGCGGUAUGCUAGGCGUCUCGAUGAUAAUCUCGAAUUUCUUGCCCCGGUGUCAAAUUCACCGCCCCCAGUCGUUCAUCCCACACCAGAACCUUCUCCAGCUCCGGAACCCCCUGCCACACCGGUAACACCGCCGAUACCGAAUGACACUGCCAAGGACGACAAGAUCAGGGAGCUCGAGACAAAGUGCCAAGAUUACAGUGAAAUUCUGGAACAAACCCAAAAUGUUCUGCAAGCCGUCAACGCAGAAAAGACUGCUCAGGAGGAUACCGUAAAGGCCAUGCUGCAGGAUCUGGACACUCUGCGAAAGUCAAAGGAAGAAUCCGAAGCGCUAAGCAAAUUGCUCGGGGAUGAUCUUCAGGAGGCCAUGAAUGGUAUUGAAAAGUAUGCCGAGGAUCUGGAUGAUUUGAUGCGCUGGCAAACGGCGCAGAUUGCAUAUGCACAGCUGCACAGUCUAUUGCACAAGCAAAUCGACCGCAUGACUGCUUCCACCAACGAAUCAACCCCAGACAUCGAGCAGCGCCGCAAGGAGCUCGACGUCAAGUCAUUACGACUGCGGCACAAACAAUCUGUUGCCCUAAUGCGUCUUGGUCGCCAUCAAGAGGCAGAGUUGAUGUGUGCAGAAGUAUGGGACAGGAGGGAACUCCUCAGGGUAGAGACCUCAAAGACGGUUGUUCGUGCACUGGUAAAGGACUACUGCGAUAUGCUUGUGCGCAACGGCAAGCACGACGAGGCAGAACGCGAGUACCGCCUCUUGUUGUUAAACGAGCUUCACGGAACGACAGACCGCGAUGAUGAGAAGGAGAGGGUCAUCAUCUACACGCGGUUGGGGGAUAUCAAGUUGGAGCAGAAGAAAUACAUCGAGGCCGCGAUGCUACACAAGGACGCCCUCGAGAAGAUCAUGCAGCUGCAGCCACUCGAUGUCGAUCAGGCUGCAGAGAGCGUGGUCAAGUGCCUAGUCGCGCAGAGGAUGCAGGAGGACGCCGUAAUCAAUCUGGACAGCACUAUCGGCAAAUACUUAGAAACGAUCUGGGUCAGUCGGCGUGAAAACUUUGAAAAACCUAGCGUCCUUGCGUGCGGUCACGAGCAUGGUAUUCGGCUAGUACAAGAAGGGAAGGACGAGAGUGCCAUGACGGUUCUGCUCGCUGUUUGGGAGCGCAGAAAAGCCCUGAUCGGCCACGAGGAUCACCGUCCCGGCGCCAUGGAAACAGCGCUGGCCUUGGUAGAUUUGUCUGUAAAAACGGAUAAUCUCUCCCGCCUCGAGACACUCUUCCACUGGAUAACACAGAACCCGAUCCCGGAUCAAACCGAAGGGGACCGUCUCUGGUAUCGCUAUCGCCUGGGCUGUGUUCAGGCCGUCCUGGCCAAGUACGCAGUUGCCGGCAACAACAUCCGCAAAGCCCUUACUCGGCAACGAGAGUUGUUUGGCGCAGACGACCCGGACACGCUGCAGUACACGCAGCUCCUAGCCGAAGUCCUCCGACGAGAACGACGCAUCGACGAAGCCAUCGGCCUAGUCCGCGACAUUUGGGAAACCAGACAGCGCUACCUCAACGCACGUGGCGGCGUCCUCCAGGCCAUCCUGCGGAUCGGGCAUAUAUACGGCGACAUCCUUGCCGAGUCCAACGACCCCAAGACCCUGAUGGCGGCAGAGACGAUCCUGCGGGACGUGUGGGAGAUGGUCAGCACCAACCUCAGCACCAUCCAGCUGUCCCUCCUCAGCCUCAACCAGCUCUCUGGUUUGAUCUCGGCCGGCGACUGUUACGCCUUUGUCCUGAUGAAGCGCAACAAGUUCGCCGCCGCAAAGGACGUCCUGGGAAUCGUGUUGAACUGGAAGCGUUGGCCGUCGCUCAACUGCGACCCGGCCGCCGUCGACCGCACAGCAUACCUGCUCAACAAGGCCAACGGCUUGGAGCAGAAGGAGGCCGAGGCCAAAAAGGUCAAGUAUCAGCCCUCCAACGUUACCUAUCAUAUCCUCCGGCUCAGGUAUCUAUUGGACCGCUGGUAUAAUCCAGGUGCUGUUACGGGUUAUAUUACAAACUCAUGA
This is a messenger RNA of Pyricularia grisea, 2454 nucleotides long. RefSeq lists its product as uncharacterized. The transcript has 2 exons. Gene Ontology annotation, molecular function: protein binding. Bases 1 to 2454 code for a protein of 817 amino acids. NCBI's taxonomy places the organism in Eukaryota, Fungi, Ascomycota, Sordariomycetes, Magnaporthales, Pyriculariaceae. The record is from RefSeq and is a predicted model, not a curated record.